ACGCCCAGGGAGCCCGUGCGUCACUACUCUGCGCCGGAUGACUGUUUUCGUGUUCUCUUCCUUCAGUAUCUGUCUACCUCCUCCCCGCAUCCACAGGAUCCCGGGAUAUGAACCGGAAGAGGCAUCGCUUGGUCCCGGAGGCCUUCGGACAGAAGAGGCGGCGGGAAGGAGGGGAUGUAGAGGCAGAUCCUUUGCGGGGAGAGUCAGGGUCUGCGCGCGCGGCAGUUGCGGAGCUAGUGCGGCUGUUCCCGCGAGUCCUGUUUGAGGAUGCGCUACCGCCCAUCGCGCUGAGGAGCCAGGUGUACAGCCUAGUGCCCGACCGGACGGUGGCUGACCGGCAGCUGAAGGCGCUUCAAGAGCGGGGGGAGAUCAGAAUCAUCCAACUAGGCUUCGACUUGGACGCCCAAGGAAUCAUCUUCACUGAGGACUAUAGGACCAGAGUCCUCAAGGUUUGUGAUGGCCGCCCGUACGCUGGCGCAGUGCAGAAGUUUCUGGCUUCAGUACUUCCAGCCUGUAGUGACCUUAGCUUCCAGCAGGACCAAAUGACACAGACCUUUGGCUUCAGGGACCCAGAAAUCACGCAGCUGGUGAAUGCCGGGGUCCUCACUGUCCGAGAUGCUGGAAGUUGGUGGCUAGCCGUGCCUGGAGCUGGGAGGUUCAUCAAAUAUUUUGUUAAAGGGCGCCAGGCUGUACUCGGCAUGGUCCGGAAGGCCAAGUACCGGGAGCUACUCCUUUCAGAGCUCCUGGGCCGGCGGGCACCUGCCGCGGCGCGACUCGGCCUCGCUUACCAUGUGCAUGACCUCAUUGGGGCCCAGCUGGUGGACUGUGUCUCCACCACUUCUGGAACCCUCCUCCGCCUGCCAGAGACGUGA
This is a messenger RNA of Lipotes vexillifer (Yangtze River dolphin), 872 nucleotides long. It is a transcript of the gene WHR1, whose product is annotated as winged helix repair factor 1. The record is from RefSeq and is a predicted model, not a curated record. The transcript has 7 exons. The coding region runs from base 108 to 872 and encodes 254 amino acids. Gene Ontology annotation, biological process: positive regulation of Ras protein signal transduction. NCBI's taxonomy places the organism in Eukaryota, Metazoa, Chordata, Mammalia, Artiodactyla, Lipotidae.